Messenger RNA from Mya arenaria, 2945 nucleotides. RefSeq names its product hemicentin-2-like. The record is from RefSeq and is a predicted model, not a curated record. The coding region runs from base 71 to 2896 and encodes 941 amino acids. Gene Ontology annotation, molecular function: cell adhesion molecule binding. NCBI's taxonomy places the organism in Eukaryota, Metazoa, Mollusca, Bivalvia, Myida, Myidae. Gene Ontology annotation, biological process: cell-cell adhesion. The transcript is spliced from 11 exons. Gene Ontology annotation, cellular component: cell-cell junction.
GGCCUUUAUUAUGCUAAGAGUAGAAAUAUUCACUUUAAAGUUUAAGUAAAAUAUCCAUGUUUGUAACAUUAUGAAUCGGAUGACAUUGACUUGUUGGUGCUUCUUAUUAAUAAUCAAGACAUAUGCAUGCCAAAACAUCACUUUGACAUUUGACCAGCUCAGCAUUGAAGAAAAUAAAACACUGACGUUGACAUGUUCUUUAAAAUCAACUCAGGCGUUUGUUAUUUUGAAUUACAAAAAAAGAACCGGUGUUCCUGUAGAUCAGAACAAUUACAUCCUCUUCAACAAUGUUAAUAAUAAUUGCACAGUUCUUCCUCAACUGGACGAUAACAUCGAAGUUCUUUCGGCCUGUUUUUGUAAAAAUGCAUUGACCUACACAUGCGUCACAAAACCCCUAACAAGACACACCAGUGGUGAUAGUUGGUUAUGCAUAGGAGCGGAUGGAGCAAAAAGCGAUAUUGUGUACACCAGCCUCAUAGUACCAACUCAAUCGGCAACAAUACUGGAAGACAUACAAGCAAAAAUAGAUACACAAGAAGGCGAUUUGGUAAAUCUUACUUGUGAGUCAUAUUUUAGUAUUCCGGCAGCAAAUAUCAGUUGGUUUCUUGACAACAAAACACCGGCUGUGUACGGCGAUGAUAAACCAAUUUCUUCUGCAAUCAAAACAACAGUUAGUGAGAACACGGAUAGGACGUACACAACUAAAAGCGUCCUGAUAUUUAAUCCCCAUAAAAAUGAAGAUGGUAUGUCUCUUUACUGUAAUGCAAGCAAUUUGGACUCGCGGAUUGCGACGAGUAGGAAACUUUUAUUGAAUGUGAGAUAUAAGCCAGAUACUACAAUUCUGAUAAACAACAACGAAAGUUAUAUCGACUACUACAUGAUCCGGAAUUCACUAACUAUUCAAAGUUUACAAUGUGACGUUCGUGGUGGUAAUCCGCAUGCAAAUUUGACGUGGAUGUGUUAUGAUGCAAAUCAAACGCAUUUCAACACGCUAAUGGGUGCUACUAGUGUAAUUAUUUGGAUGGCAGGGACGCAUGGAGACUCAGAAUGCACAUGCACAGCAUCACAUAUUCUUGGAUGGUCUGCUGAAAAGAGAGUAUCUAUACACGUAUUGUAUCCACCGUCUGAGCCGACCUGUGAGGUUGGAACGACGACAGUUAGUGGUGGACCCGUUAAUAUUACUAUAUUUUCAAACGUUACGAUGGAAUGCACAAGCGAUGCUUAUCCAGAACAAAGCACAUUUGUAUGGACGUUACCAAAAGGAACGGAUGUAGUUGGAAACGAAUUAUUUCUACUUAACUUUCAAAUGGAUAACGAGGGGAUAUACAAUUUGUAUAUUGAAAAUACAAUGACACCAAGCAAAGGAGACAAAAUUGACGGAAGAAGAAAUGUUUCAUUUUUCCUCCGUGUACAUCAUCCGCCAAAGAUAACAAACCUUAAAACGACUCUGAAAGUUCUUGAAGGUGUUAACUUCAAUUUAUCUUGUGACGCGGAACCUGGAAAUCCAAACUAUACAUUCUUUUCUUGGACUAGUAGCCACCAGCCUCAAAGAAAUACAACUGAUCAGCUACUCACCAUUAAUAACAUAUCUCGAACCGAUGCAGGGGUGUAUAUUUGUUUUGCUCGGAAUAUAAUGCACCCUACUGGAUUUCCGAUACAGACCGGAAGUGAUAAGAAAAACGUUACUAUUGAUGUUCAGUAUCCAGCUACCCUUCCAAUGUUCUACAGUUUUACGUGUACAAAUUACAGCUUUGUUAAUGGAGGAUCUAUUAAAGUUAUUCUCGGUGAAUCGUUGCGGAUAAACUGUUCUGCAGGCGGAAAUCCGUCACCAACAUAUUUCUGGUCUGAAGGAAUAAAAUCAAGCCAGCUUUACAUCGCAAACGUUUCAUUAAACCAUGCUUCUAAGUAUUUAUGCACUGCCAAUAAUACCAUGAACGAUUCAUACGGAAGCAGUGUUUCAUCAUCGAUGACGUCGAGUUUUUAUCUCGGUGUUUUGAAUCCACCCCAAAUAGCAGAUCUGAACACAACAAUUGAGGUCCUGGAAGGUGAAAACUUCAGUGUAAUUUGUUACGCAGAACCUGGAAAUCCAAAUGUCACAUCAUAUUCUUGGUCAAGUGAAAACCCUGAAAGAAAUACAUCUGAUAAAUACCUGAUCAUACAUGACAUAUCUCGAACCGAUGAAGGCAGAUUCACAUGUUCAGUUAAAAAUAUGAUGUACCCGACUGGGUGUCCACCAAAGAUAGGAAGUGAUGUCGAAAGCGUUUAUGUCGACGUCCAGUAUAAAGCGUCAAUAACGAGGUUUGCAGCUCAGGAGCUUUCUGUUUAUCAUGGUGACAAACUCGUGUUUGCGUGUGAAGUUGAUAGCGAUCCACCUGCUAAUAUCACCAUUUUAUCACCUACUGGAUCGUCGCUAAAAUAUGUUCAUGGAAUCAAUCAGUUUCAAUACAUCAAGACAAGUUCGUGCUUAGAAGACAUUGGGCAGUUCACUUGUGUCUCUGUAAACAAACACAAUCGUAAUCAACCAGACAGAAGUCAUGUCACAGUGGAUGUCAAAUGUCGACGCAUGCAUGCACACAUAUGUGCUCCUAUGUAUCCGACUGACUACAACCCAAUUACAACUAUGACAGUAAGACCUGGUGAAAAGGUAGUUUUUAAGAUAGAAAUAUUUUCGAAUCCUCCACCUACCAACAUAACAUGGACCAACAGUUCAAGCACUAUGCGGAUGCCAGAAACAACAACACCUAACAGAGUUAUUAUCAACACUACAGAUGACAUUUCAUCUUCGCUUAUUAUAACAAGCGUUGAACCCUGGGACUACGGUAAUUACUCAGUAAUGGUGGAGAACGAAAUCGGAAGCAUGAUCGAAACGUUUCUUAUUGUUGAAGACAGUAAGUGACGUUUAUGCAUAAUUACGUUAUUCUUUUACUUAAAUGUCAUCGACCUAA